GGCGGCUCGGCGGGACGGAGUGCACGCUGCUUGGCGCCGCGGGCGGAUCCCGCCGUGUCCUCGGGAGCAGCGAUGUUGGGCACGUCUGCGGCCCGCGAGGCGGGCUCGGCGCCGCUAACGUUGCAGCAGACGGCACCCCAAGAGGACCAGGAGAACAUCAACCCCGAGAAGGCGUCUCCCGCCCAGCAGCCCCGGACGCGGGCAAGGCUGGCGGUCCUGAAGGCCGGGAGCCAGCGGGGUCCGGCGCCGCCGCCGAGGCCCAAGACGCGACGGGUGGCACCUCUUAAGGAUCUUCCUGUAAAUGAUGAGCAUGUCGCUGUUCCUCCCUGGAAAGCAAACAGUAAACAGCCUGCAUUUACCAUUCAUGUGGAUGAAGCAGAAGAAGAGACUCAAGAGAGGCCAGGUGAAUCUAAAGAAACAGAAUGUGAAGAUGUCCUGGCGUUUAAGUCAGCUCUUACUUUACCUGAACCAAGAAAACCACUGGUACCUCUUGAUUAUCCAAUGGAUGGGAGUUUUGAGUCGCCACACACUAUGGACAUGUCCAUUGUACUGGAAGAUGAAAAGCCAGUGAGUGUUAAUGAAGUCCCAGACUACCACGAGGACAUUCAUACAUACCUUAGGGAGAUGGAGAUUAAGUGUAAGCCUAAAGCAGGUUACAUGAAGAAACAGCCAGACAUCACCAACAGUAUGAGGGCUAUCCUUGUGGACUGGUUAGUUGAAGUAGGAGAAGAAUAUAAACUACAGAAUGAGACCCUGCACUUGGCUGUGAACUACAUCGAUAGGUUCCUUUCCUCCAUGUCUGUGCUGAGAGGAAAACUUCAGCUUGUGGGCACCGCUGCUAUGCUCUUAGCCUCAAAGUUUGAAGAAAUAUACCCCCCAGAAGUAGCAGAGUUUGUGUACAUUACAGAUGAUACCUAUACCAAGAAACAAGUUCUAAGAAUGGAGCACCUCGUUCUGAAAGUCCUUGCUUUUGACUUGGCUGCACCGACCGUGAAUCAGUUUCUCACCCAGUACUUUCUGCACCAGCAGCCUGCGAACUGCAAAGUGGAAAGCUUAGCGAUGUUUCUGGGAGAGUUGAGUCUGAUAGAUGCUGACCCCUACCUUAAGUACGUGCCGUCAGUUAUUGCCGGAGCGGCCUUCCACCUAGCACUCCAGACUGUCACGGGUCAGAGCUGGCCUGAGUCCUUGGUCCAGAAGACUGGCUACACCCUGGAGAGUCUGAAGCCCUGCCUCCUGGACCUGCAGCAGACCUACCUCCGAGCCCCCCAGCACGCACAGCAGUCCAUCCGCGAGAAGUACAAACAUGCCAAGUAUCAUGGUGUUUCUCUCCUUAGCCCACCAGACACGCUACAUGCGUAACCGUGCAAGACUGACUGUUUUCUAAGAUUUAAAUCCGAGUAUGAGGUGUACAGUUUAUCUUAGGCUUCACUUAUACAAUCAUUUCUGAAUACAAAAGUUAUGGUCAAGUACAAAUUAUGGUAUCUAUUCCUUUUUUAAUGGUUUUAAUUUGUAUAUCUUUUGUACAUGUAACUAUCUUAGAUACGUGGCUAAUUGUAAGUGGUUUUGUUAAGUAUUAAUGAUGCCAGCUGUCAGGUAAUAAUAAAUUGAUUUGGAAAAUUUGGUUUGUAAGUCUAAUUUGAGGUAAAAAUUUGACUGCAGGGUUUCACUCAGAAUAAUUAAUUUCUCCUAUGGGGACUGGGAACCUUCUUAAAUUUAAAAAUCUUGUAGUUUAAUCAGUUGUGACAGUCCUUCGUGCACAAGAAAAUGCUGCUCUGUGCGUCGGCCUUGCACUUAACUGAAGUGACAGUGUUUAAACCUGUAGUUUUCCAGAAGGUUUUAAGAGCGUAAUGUAAAAACUAAAGAAAUGACUAGAUUUUAAAAUGGAUUUGUAAAU
This is a messenger RNA of Molossus molossus (Pallas's mastiff bat), 1894 nucleotides long. RefSeq names its product cyclin A2 (gene CCNA2). Lineage: Eukaryota; Metazoa; Chordata; Mammalia; Chiroptera; Molossidae. Gene Ontology annotation, molecular function: cyclin-dependent protein serine/threonine kinase regulator activity. The transcript is spliced from 8 exons. The coding region runs from base 73 to 1359 and encodes 428 amino acids. Gene Ontology annotation, cellular component: nucleus; cyclin A2-CDK2 complex; cytoplasm. The record is from RefSeq and is a predicted model, not a curated record. Gene Ontology annotation, biological process: mitotic cell cycle phase transition; regulation of cyclin-dependent protein serine/threonine kinase activity.